AAAUGACGUCUUUGAAAGACAAAGAGAUGAAAUUACCUAUCGUUAUCGUAGAUAAUGUCUACUUUCCAACCCAAAGGUUGAGAAUUAAAGCAGAUGACUCUAAUGCUCUCUUGAAGAACUACCAAGGCAAUAUCUUUGGAAUAGUUAGCAAAAAUAAAGGGUCCACCUACCUUAGUCAGAUGGGUGUCCUUGUGAGCAUAGUUAAAGAGGAAAGCUUUAUCGAAAGAUCUCCAUUUAUCAGAAAUUACACCGAUUUUGUUGUUGAAUGAACAAAGAGAAUCAAAAUUUCACAGGAUAUUAGAGAUUUAUCGCACUUUGACAGAUCAUCCCAAAUCAUCAUCGCUAAGGUGCAAGUGCUCGAUGAAAAUGUUGAAGAAGGAGAAAUUCAAGAGAUCAAAGAUGCCAAACUGGAUGAGACUCUACGAAGUAUCGCUACUAAGUACUGCACAAUCCCUAGGCUAGGAAUUGGAGUAUCUUCUGUGCUACAACAAAAGGCUAAAGCUAUCCAAGAAUGAGAGGAUAUCAUUAAACUUUCCUUCAGAUGUUGUGCUCUCCUGCUUAUGACGAGCAAUGACGAUAAAUACAAGCUUCUAGAAACCAAUUCUGUAAAGGAAAGAAUCGUAAACUGCAUCAAAUACAUCAAGAUUGAGAUAGAUAUAUCUGAAGAAAACAAUGAAAAGAGGAAAAAGAACGAAAUGAAGAACCAAAUGAAGCUUAAUGGAGUCGGUCUGAAAGAUCUCUUCUCAGGCUUCAAAGGCGGAGUCCAGUCCAUGUCUGGAGGUGGUGGUGAUAACAGAGAGGUAAUUGAAGAACUUAAGGCAAAAUUUGAUAAAUUAGAACUUCCAGAAGAAGCCAAGACUAUUGUUGAAAAAGAGCUGAAGAAUUUAGCUCGUAUGCAUCCUUCUCACCAUGAAUACAGCAAUAUCGAAAAAUACCUGGAGACAUUAGCUGAUCUACCUUGGAACAUCACUCAAGAGGAAAACUUAGAUCCUGAGAACGCCCAGACAAUUCUGGAUAAAGACCAUUAUGGACUAGAGAAGGUGAAACAAAGAAUUGUUGAGUUCCUCGCUGUAAGAAAGCUCAGAGAUGAUCAUAAAGGAACCAUUCUUUGCUUCAAUGGCCCUCCAGGAGUCGGAAAGACUUCUCUUGGUAAAUCCAUUGCUAAAGCUCUUGGAAGAAAAUUUUACCGGAUUGCUCUGGGAGGAAUCAAGGAUGAAAGUUUAAUCAGAGGGUUCAGAAGAACUUAUGUGGGUUCAACCCCUGGUGUCGUCAUUCAAUCUUUGAAGAAAGUCAACACCAACAACCCUGUGUUCUUACUUGAUGAAAUUGAUAAAAUAGGAAAAGAUUGGAAGGGAGAUACCAGUAGUGCAAUGCUUGAGGUUCUGGACCCUGAACAAAAUAAUAAGUUUACAGACCACUACCUAGCUACUCCAUUUGAUCUGUCCCAAGUGAUGUUUAUUGCAACUGCAAAUAGCUUGGACUCUGUUCAUCCAGCCUUGCUUGACAGAAUGGAGAUUAUUGAUAUCAGUGGAUAUUCAGUGAAAGAGAAAGUUCAGAUUUCUCUUAAUUAUCUCAUUCCGAAACAAAUCGAAGCUAAUGGAAUCAAUGACCAGAUCAUUGAUUUUUCAGAGCCGAUGGUCAAUAAGGUAGUGCAAGAAUACACAAUGGAGAGUGGGGUAAGAAAUCUAGAAAGAUGAAUGGGAAGUAUCUGUAGAUCAGUAGCCUAUGAAUACGCAAUUUCUAAAGAUAGGGAAUCCUUUAAAAAGGUUUAUGUGAAUGAAGAGCUAAUAAUUAAGGCUCUCGGACAUCCGAAGUUCAACUUCAUUCUUAAAAAGAAGAUUGAGAGACCUGGACUUGCAAUAGGACUUGCUUAUACUUCUGUUGGAGGAAAAGCCUUGCUUAUAGAAACGUCUAGAUUCCCUGGAAAUGGCCAACUAAAGUUAACAGGAAAAUUAGGUGAUGUCAUGAAAGAGAGCGUCACCACUGCUAUGAGUUGGAUCAAAACAAAUUCUCUAAAGCUUGGAAUCACUCAAGAGAAGAAUUACUCUAAGAAUUCUGGAAUUGACAUCUUAGAUGAGGAAGAUCUUGCAAAUGAGGGAGAAGCUAAAUCCACAUUGUUCUCUAAAUUUGACAUCCAUUGCCAUUUCCCUGCUGCUGCGAUACCCAAAGAUGGGCCAAGUGCAGGUGUCACCAUCACCACUGCUCUUGUAUCUUUAUUCACAAACAGAAGGGUCAAAGAUUCUAUUGCAAUGACUGGAGAGAUAUCUUUACAUGGAGAUGUACUCCCAGUCGGAGGUAUAAAAGAGAAAUGCAUUGCUGCCAUGCAAAAUGGAAUUAAACUAGUCCUCCUUCCAGAGGAAAAUAAACUAGAUGCUGAAGAAUUGCCUGAUGACGUCAAAGAAAACCUAAAAAUAAAGUUCUGCACAAGAGUUGAAGAGGUUUUAGAAAAUGCUCUCUCUGAUGACAUUGAUGAAGAGUUUAUCAAGAAUGCAUAUAAGCCAUUAUUUACGAGCAAGAUUUAAUAUUUUAGACUAAUUUCAACUCUA
This is a messenger RNA of Moneuplotes crassus, 2546 nucleotides long. The record is from the annotation of a GenBank genome assembly. NCBI's taxonomy places the organism in Eukaryota, Ciliophora, Spirotrichea, Euplotida, Euplotidae.